AAUAAUAUAUUGGAAAAAAGUAACACCUUAACCAAAUCUUCUUGUCAAUGCUUAAAUAAAGACCCCUUGAUCAGAUCCUGUCAAUUUUCUUCUCCCUUCAUUUUCACUUAUUCAUCACCUUCCUCAUGGCUGAUCAACCAAGUGAUCAUGUCUACUAUCACGGUCCAUUUCAUGAUAAUCCACGAUUUUUUACGCCGAAUUCUUCGUCUGGUGUAGCUGAUCCCUCCUCAUACUCGAGCUUCACUGAUUGUUUGCAUGGAUCAACUGAUUAUGAGACUUUUGCUGAUGCUUUUGGCCUCUCACCUCCUUUGCAAGAACACUUUUCUAGUAGUAUAGAUGAUCAAAAGGUGAAAAUGGAGACCGGAGACUCUUCGAUGGUCUUAUCUUCGUCCACUGAGGCUGGUGAUGAUGAAGAAGGAAGCAAUAUCAAGAAGCUGGAGAAGCAAUCUAAAGGGCUUGCUGAAGAUGGAGGAGAGAGUUCAAAGAAAGUGAGCAAGGCUAAGAAGGGAGUUAAAAAGGAAAAAGAGCCAAGAUUUGCUUUCAUGACAAAGAGUGAGAUUGAUAAUCUUGAAGAUGGAUAUAGAUGGAGAAAAUAUGGACAGAAGGCUGUCAAGAAUAGCCCCUACCCAAGAAGCUACUAUCGGUGCACAACUCAAAAAUGCACGGUGAAGAAGCGAGUAGAGCGAUCAUUUCAAGACCCUACGACGGUGAUCACAACUUAUGAAGGAACACAUAACCAUCACCUGCCAGCUACUCUCCGAGGAAAUGUUGCAGGAAUGUUUCCUCAUCCAAUGCUGAAUCCUGGAAACCUGGGCGCUGGACUCGGGUUCCCUCAUCAUUUAGUUCAAAGGUCUCCGAUGAAUCACCUUAUUCUUAAUUAUGGAAGUCAUGAUGGACGUGGAUUAAACUCUUCUAUGUAUCAGCAGCAGCAGCAACAGCAGCAGGAGGAUCAUAUGAGCCAAUAUCCGCAGCUCCAACUUUCCGAAUUUGGCCUUCUACAAGACAUUGUUCCAUCCAUGGGAGGUUUUAAACAAGAACCAUGAGUGAUGAAUAAUGAUAGAUCUAAAUCAUGUAACCUCUCUAACUCUGACCAAAGGGUUUCCCUCUAUAUGGUAGGUAUCUUAUAAUGUACCUCUCCUUUUGGUCAUUAAUUACUGCUUUAUAUAUAUAUAUUAGAGUUAUACUAGUAUUUUUCUUGUUUGAGA
Molecule: messenger RNA, 1205 nt
Organism: Daucus carota subsp. sativus
Lineage: Eukaryota; Viridiplantae; Streptophyta; Magnoliopsida; Apiales; Apiaceae
Product: WRKY transcription factor 28
Exons: 3
Coding region: 126-1043 (305 amino acids)
Biological process (GO): regulation of DNA-templated transcription
Molecular function (GO): sequence-specific DNA binding; DNA-binding transcription factor activity
Source: RefSeq, a predicted model, not a curated record